AUGGCUACUGUAGUACCGCCACCAUCGAAGAAGCAGAGGAAGGCUGCACAGCUGGAAAGAGAAGUGGAUGUUGUUCCUUCAGACUUGCCGGAUGUUCUGAUCAAGUUUGAAGCCUCUGAUGCCCCAGAAGCCUCACAAGACAGGAUCAGAGGUGGCUUCAGAGUCCCCGGUGGCAUCACCGAGAAACAAUUAGAGGAGCUUUUGAACAAGCUGCAACACACAGAGGAUGAUCCAGUUCCUUACUCUUUUUCGUUCACAGCUAAUGAUCAACUAAUGGAUAUAAGGACGUCACUGUAUGCCUCGGUACUGAAACCAGGAUACAAAUCUACAGAAGAUUUCAUUACGUUGCUUUAUACACCUAGAGCCGUUUUCAAGGUCAAACCUAUUACCAGAGCCUCGGGUACAAUUUCGGGCCAUGGUUCUACUAUAUUGGCGGCGCAGUUUUCCCCUAAUGAUAGCUCUAAAAUGGUCACCGGGGCUGGUGAUUCCACCGCCAGACUCUGGGAUUGCAACACUCAAACAAUUCAACACACUUUGGCAGGUCAUACAAAUUGGGUUUUAUGUGUUAGCUGGAGUCCAAGUGGAGAUGUAAUUGCCACCGGAAGUAUGGAUAACACGAUCCGUCUUUGGGAUCCUAAGACUGGAAAGCAGCUAGGAAAGCCUUUGGCAGGUCAUACCAAAUGGAUCUCUAGUAUAUCGUGGGAGCCUUUGCAUGCAGUUGCUGUUGGAGAAAAGCCACGACUGUGUUCAGGUUCCAAAGAUGGAACCAUAAAGGUCUGGGAUACCGUAAGAAACGUGUGUCUUCUGACGAUGUGCGGUCACGCGUCAAGUGUUUCCUGCAUUCGCUGGGGAGGAGCUGGAUACAUUUAUUCUGGAUCUCAUGACAAAACUGUCAAAAUGUGGGAUGCCAAAGAUGGAAAGUGUGUAUCCACUCUGAAAUCACACGCUCACUGGGUCAAUCAUCUCUCGUUAUCUACAGAUUACGCUUUGAGAAUGGGACCAUAUGACCACACUGGAGUCAAACCAAAGGAUGAUGCUGAAGCGAAACAAAAUGCUCAAAAGAAUUACAACAAGGUUGCUAUGGUGGGAGGAAAAGCCAAGGAGUUGAUGGUGACUGCUAGUGAUGAUUUCACAAUGUUUCUGUGGGAUCCUCUUUCAUCAACCAAGCCCAUAUGCCGUAUGACAGGUCAUCAGAAGCUGGUAAAUCACGUCUCGUUCUCUCCUGAUGGUAGGUACAUUGCUUCCGCUUCGUUCGAUAACUCUAUCAAGCUGUGGGAUGCGAGAACUGGAAAGUUUAUCACUUCUUUCAGGGGCCAUGUUGCCUCUGUUUACCAAGUGUCUUGGUCCUCAGAUUGCAGACUGAUUGUGAGCGCAUCCAAAGACACCACUUUGAAAGUGUGGGAUGUAAAUACGAAGAAGCUGAUGGUUGACUUGCCCGGUCAUUCAGACGAGGUUUAUGCAGUAGAUUGGAGCACUGACGGUAAGCGAGUGGCUAGUGGAGGAAAGGACAAAAUGGUGAGAAUAUGGACUCAUUGA
Molecule: messenger RNA, 1536 nt
Organism: Kuraishia capsulata CBS 1993
Lineage: Eukaryota; Fungi; Ascomycota; Pichiomycetes; Pichiales; Pichiaceae
Exons: 1
Coding region: 1-1536 (511 amino acids)
Biological process (GO): ribosomal large subunit assembly
Cellular component (GO): nucleolus
Molecular function (GO): protein binding
Source: RefSeq, a predicted model, not a curated record